Diatraea saccharalis (sugarcane borer) is the source of this 432-nucleotide messenger RNA. Lineage: Eukaryota; Metazoa; Arthropoda; Insecta; Lepidoptera; Crambidae. The record is from the annotation of a GenBank genome assembly.
AUGUUCGGCCUCCAUCAUCAAGAGGCGGCGGGAGGCCUGCACGCACAGCCUCGUGGGCCGGUCACCUCACUCAAAGAGGAACCGCUUACCAGAGCUUGGAUGACGCCAACUUCCUUAGUUGACAAUACCAAUAGCGUGGGCGUGGGCCGAGCACAUUUCGAGAAGCAGCCGCCCAGUAACCUGCGCAAGAGCAACUUCUUCCAUUUCGUCGUGGCAUUAUACGAUAGAGCGGGACAGCCUGUCGAGAUUGAACGCACCGCGUUCAUUGGUUUCAUAGAAAAAGAUCAGGAAGCUGAAGGACAGAAGACAAACAAUGGCAUCCAAUAUAGACUGCAGUUACUUUAUGCUAAUGGUAUCAGACAAGAGCAAGAUAUUUUUGUUCGUCUCAUCGAUUCGGUGACGAAACAGCUGCGGCAAGUUGAAGCCUUGUAA